AUGGGAAGCAGGUUGGAGAAGAACUCGGAUUCGGUGAGAAAAAGGAUCGAGGCGCACUCGUUUGACAACGAAGACGGCGACGAGUAUGAGGGCUCGAAGUUUGGAGGAUUCCCGGAAUAUUUCCGACGCAAGAGGAUCAAGCUGCAGAAUCUCGAUGCGGAGUUACGGUCAGAAUCUGCUGAUAAGCCUCAAAUCUUCAAGGGCAUCGUGGUCCACGUAAAUGGCUACACCCAGCCGUCGCUGAACGAUCUCCAUAAGCUCAUCGUCAGCCAUGGGGGUGGAUUCAUGCAGUAUUUGGAUGGAAAGACCACCGUUACGCAUAUCAUCGCUGCAAGUCUUACGCCUAAGAAAGCUAUCGAGUUCCGGAGGUAUCGUAUCGUGAAACCGGCAUGGAUCGUGGACUCUGUAGCUGCAGGGAAAGUAUUGCCUUGGGAUGCCUACCGCGUCAUUGAGGAAGGUUUGGGGCAACGAAUCUUGAGGUUUGAUGAUGGGAAGAUGGUCAGUCAGGUGAACACGCAGCAACGUGGCUACAGAGACCAAACCAAUACCAGUUGGUAUACGAGCCAAGUCAAGUCAGUUGUCGACGACAUUGAUGACGAGGAUGGCGCUCAGUCUCCAAGCACCCAAAAGGUCGCAUUUGACGGGAUUGGGGAAUUCAUGAGAGAUUCGGCAUCACAGAAUAAGCAUGUUCGGAAGAGCCCUGCGAAAGGCAAGGGCUCCGCCCCUGAGGAAAUUCCCGAGUCUUCUGGAGACUUUGAGGUAUCCUCGUCUCUAGAGGAUGCCUUAAAAACGGCUGCCAUAGGCGAUGCAGCUGGGCGUUCUGAAGCCCCCAGGAGCGAGGAUAAAGUCGGAAUCGAAGAUCGCAGCGCAACUCCACAGCCCUCAGAAAUCGUUGUUGAAAACAUCCAGGAAGGAGAACUUCCAGGAUCAAUCACGCCUACGAAGUCAAGACCUUUUAACCUACUGAAGAGGCCACACGAAAUUGAGAGUCCAUCUCCUUCCAAGAAAUCUAAAGUCAUCACGGCUGAGGAGCACAACGCUUUAUUACUAGCUGACCCGCAUAUGAGGAAAUCGUCAACCGCAAACCCAGAAUUCCUUAAGCAGUACUACGCUGAAUCACGUUUACAUCACUUGUCCACUUGGAAAGCUGAUCUCAAAUCCCGCUUUCAGCAAAUGGCAGCUGAGAAAUCAGCCUCUCAAAGGCAGCUCCCAAAAAGAAAGCCGGGUGAUCGGCGAUAUAUCAUGCAUGUUGACUUUGACAGCUUCUUCUGUGCUGUUUCUCUCAAAAGUGCACCAGAGUAUGUCGACAAACCUGCCGUUGUUGCACAUGGUAGUGGAAGUGGCAGUGAGAUUGCAAGCUGUAAUUAUCCGGCAAGGGCCUUCGGCAUCAAAAACGGCAUGUGGAUGAAGAAGGCCCAGGAACUAUGCUCAAGUAUCAAGGUUUUACCUUACGACUUCCCAGCAUAUGAAGCGGCAAGCAGAGGGUUCUAUGAGACCAUCAUAGGCGUUGGUGGUACCGUUCAGAGUGUUAGUAUAGACGAAGCACUAGUCGAUAUCACAAGUCUCUGUAUACCUACAGGCGGUACUGAAAGCCUCGGCAUCCAAGGAGGCAGCAUUUUGAGGGAGCAAGAGAAAGCAGACCAGAUUGCAGACACCCUUCGGAAGCGGAUCAAAGAAGUUACUGGCUGUGCAGUCUCGGUGGGAAUCGGAGGGAACAUUUUGCUAGCCAAGGUGGCUCUAAGGAAGGCCAAACCAGCAGGUCAGCAUCAGAUCAGGCCCGAGGAGGUGCUAGACUUCAUCGGCGAGCUUACUGUGCAAGAUCUGCCCGGCGUGGCCUACAGUAUAGGAGGGAAACUUGCGGAGAUUGGAGUGAACUUCGUCAAGGAUGUCCGCCAAUUGACGAAAGAUCGUCUGAUGACAGUACUCGGCCCAAGAACCGGAGAGAAGAUAUGGGAUUACUCACGAGGUAUUGACCGGACUGAAGUUGGAGAGCAAACCGUCCGUAAGUCAGUAUCUGCGGAGGUCAACUGGGGCAUUAGAUUCAUUUCUCAGCCGGAAGCUGAGGAAUUUGUUCUGAAUCUGUGCAAGGAGUUACAACGACGUCUCAUCAAUGAAGGCGUGAAGGGAAGACAAUUUACAAUGAAGAUCAUGAGAAAGUCGGCCGAUGCUCCGAUGGACCCCCCGAAGAACUUGGGCCACGGGAAAUGCGAUACCUUCAACAAGAGUAUUGUUUUAGGAGUCGCAACAAACAGCGCCGAAGUCAUUGGGCGAGAAGCGAUAUCAGUGCUGCGAAGCUAUGGGUUCUCACCUGGUGAGCUUCGGGGUUUGGGGGUUCAGAUGACAAAGCUCGAACUGCUGAAACCUUCGAACACAUCUCUACCAGAUGGUAGCCAGAGGAGGAUCAACUGGGGUGCCGCAGCACCAAAGCUGGGAAAGCAAAUCAACGAUGAUCCCAUCGAUGACCCGCAAACACCCACGAAGGCAAGAGCGACACCUGCGAGCUAUAAUAUAUCUGGCAGAAAGGCAUCUGAGGACCCGAUUGACGAGGCGAUCACUCCUACAAAGUCAAAGCCGAUUUCUGGUAGACUACUGUUCAACGUUGAUCCUAUCGAUGAUAUUGACAGCCCCAAAAAAGAAAAAGGCACUCCUCAGGCAAUACAUCCUGCAGCUGCCAUUGCUAGAGCCAAUGCUGCAGAUCAAAGUGCUACAAAGGUGCUCAAUGUCAUGGGUACUCAAUUCAUCAUCCCUAGUCAGAUCGACCCCAGAGUUCUGUCAGAGCUUCCGCAAGACAUCAGGUCAAAACUCAUGGCUCAAAGCAAGAAUAAGCCAAUAGCAAGAGCUCAGUCCCCCACUCUCAAGUCGAGAUCGAACAGCCCUUUUGUAGAAGACGUGCAACAUCUGCCUUCCCAAUUGGAUCCAGAGGUAUUCGAUGCUCUGCCCGAGGACGUGAAGGCCGAGGUCCUCGCGUCUUACGGAGGCCGCUCCAUGCCCGUCCAGGUCCAGCAAGGCCUCCUCCCCCAGUCCCCACGCAAAGGCCUCCACAUCAUCCCUCCCAAGCGAACCACGCCCACGAAGAAACGUGGCCGUGGCCGCCCACCCGGAUCUCGAAAUGCUCCCCGCAUCAUCAAACCAGACAAGGACUCCCACCUCACCCAAGCCAAUUUCGUCGCCCACAAAGGCAGCGCUCUCAACACCCGAGACCCGCCAGCAGAAUCGGAUGGCUACGCGUCCGAUACGCUAGACCCGGAGUUCCUGUCGGCCUUGCCAGAGGAGAUGCGCCAAGAAGUCAUGAACGAGCACCGGCGCAAGAGGCUUGCUAAGAAAGGCGGUCUCAUGACUACCGUACCGGUCAAGAAACGGCGGCCGCCAGAUCUACCGGCCGUUCAGCGCAAGAUCCGGCUCCCCCCGCGGGAGCCGCGCCCGACGUUCACCACGCGGGAACUGAGUACGCUGCCUGAGCUCCGCAGUACGCUGAGCGCGUGGUACCAGGAGUUUGCGGAUGACGGGCCGCAUCCGGAUGAUGUGGCUGCUAUGGAGAGGUAUUUGAGGAGAGUGGUGCUGGAUGAGAGGGACAUGGCAAAGGUGGUUGCCGUGGUGAAGUGGAUGCAGUGGCUGCUUGAUGAGUCUGAUGAGGGCAAUGAAGGGACGAGGGUUUGGGGGAUGGCGUUGGAAGGUAUCAAGGAGAAAGUGCAGGAUGCGGUGAAGGAGCGUGGGUUGGGGAGGUUGGAGUUGUAG
Molecule: messenger RNA, 3735 nt
Organism: Drepanopeziza brunnea f. sp. 'multigermtubi' MB_m1
Lineage: Eukaryota; Fungi; Ascomycota; Leotiomycetes; Helotiales; Drepanopezizaceae
Biological process (GO): error-prone translesion synthesis; error-free translesion synthesis
Cellular component (GO): nucleus
Molecular function (GO): DNA-directed DNA polymerase activity; deoxycytidyl transferase activity; damaged DNA binding
Source: RefSeq, a predicted model, not a curated record